Messenger RNA from Poecilia latipinna (sailfin molly), 4650 nucleotides. RefSeq names its product XK related 5a (gene xkr5a). The coding region runs from base 1018 to 3003 and encodes 661 amino acids. The record is from RefSeq and is a predicted model, not a curated record. Gene Ontology annotation, cellular component: membrane. The transcript has 6 exons. Lineage: Eukaryota; Metazoa; Chordata; Actinopteri; Cyprinodontiformes; Poeciliidae.
GCGGCCCGGCGGAGCGGCUGCUGGAUAGCCUGGUGCCAGGCAAUCCUGCUCGGCGUGUCGGCGCUGGUUAUCGUGGCCGAGCGGAGCGCACGUAAGUGGGCAGCUAGCUUGCCGGUGGCGAUCGCGCUCCCAAGUUAAUGCUUUAUCUAAAAAAUAAAUAAAUAAAUAAAUAAAAUAAUAAUAAUAAUAAUAGCAAGACGACAAGUUUCAUUACACCGUGGAGGUUUUAGCUACAUUCAUGGAAGUGUGGCCUCUGUAGCACUGUCACGAAGCUUUAUAUUCAGGUGGAAACACAAGGUGAAGCUGUUAUUACUAGUGUGAACAGAGAGCCGAGGCUUUGUUUACCACAGCUGGAAACUGGUGUGAACGCCUGAAGGUGUCCCCCAACAGCUUCACCUAUCAUCCUACAUCCUACCACUCACCACAAACAGCGUUUAUAAAAACAUAUAUAUUAUUAAAAUCCUUAAAAUUUCUAAAAAAAAAAAAAAAAUGUAGUCCAUAUUAAACAAAAUUAGCUUUCGUGCUGUUCUCAUCCCACCUGUAAUCUGUCAGCUCAGUCUCCCUGAACAAGCGGAUCAAUGACCCAAGGUCAGGAUACCAGAAAGAUGACUGGAUCUGUACAAAGUGUGACUUUGUGUUCUGCAGGUAUACCAUUCCCUGAAGAUAAAAAUACUCAGCUGCCGGCUGGACUUCUGCCGAUUCCUCAUUUCCGAGCAACAUCAGUUUAUGUAACAAAUAUUUGAAGUUUGCAUCAAAGCUGGUAGACAGACAGCAUGACUGCACUCGUGGGAGAUCUUCUUGCUCGUCGCAUUCUGUGCAUUUGGCAAUAUAUCCGAACAUACGCAAUGCUUUAAUACAGUUCACUUCAAUUACUUUUAUUUAUGUAGUGCCAAUUUGCAACACAUGUCAUCUCAAGACACAUUUCCAGGCAUAUGAAAAGACAAACCGUUCACAUAUUCAAAUCCAGUUCCAUCCUGGUUGUAAAACAUUGCAGUUAAAUUCAGUUUGUAAUGCCAAAUGGUAAAAAAAAAAGAAAAAAAAAUGCAGAAAUCUGUCCCACUGAUAAAGCAUGCUUUGUGCAUAAUGACCUCUUACCUCAUUUCAUUCUGGCACUCUGUAAGUUCCAUUUGCACUUUAAAUUCUUGCAUAAAACCUGCAUUCUGCUCGUCUUUUGUUUGCGUGCGUGCAUCAGUGAUCUACUGUAUAGGAUUCUACCUUUGGAACGAGGAGACGCAGUGGGCAGGCCUCACACUCGGCCUCUUCCUUCCUGGGACAGCAGUCCAGCUGCUAAGUGUGAAGUGGUACUAUGAUGACGGGGAUGAAAGGCGGUGCUACCUCUCCGUCAUACACGUGCUACACUUGGGCAUCUUCAAAAGGUUGUGGGACUGCAUGAGGUCCGUGCUGCACAUGCAGGACUCUGUGGCUGAGCUUGGUGCUGCCGUCAUGCAGCAGGCAGACGUCGCUGCCCUGUGGCUGCUGGAGGCGCUUGUCCUAACUCUGCCUCAGAGCUUGCUGCAGGCGUAUGUGGUCGUAUCUACAGAUGUGGGGAUAAUGUCACCAGUGGCAUAUUGCUGUGGACUAUGCGUGCUGUCCAUUUCCUGGGCCCUGGUGCUGUACAGCCGAGCCUGCUGCCUGAUACGACCAGGCCACUUGGCCAUGCCACCAGCAGCCCUGCUGUGCCAGCUGGUCUGGAGAACAGGCAUGUUGGGAGCCCGGGUGACCUGCCUCAUGUUCUUCGCCAGGGUCUUCAACUGGUGGGUCUGCGGAGUAGCAGGUUUUCACUGGCUCACAGCCUCCUUCUGGCUGGUAUCACAGCAGCCCGACAUUUGCACUGGUCACUGGUGUUGGCGUGCCUUUAACGGCGUCCUGGGGCUCAUCCACGUCUUCCUCUUCCUCAACGUCAAAGACGGACCCUCGCGCUUUCGCAUGGCCAGCUUCUAUGCAUUCAUGCUCGUAGAGAAUGUGACUCUGCUGCUGGCCGCCUCCGACUUCCUGAGCGAAGCAUCAUGGGAUAGCAUGACCCUUCCCACUUCUGUGCUGUGCAGCUUUUUCCUCGGAGCCACCUCGCUGGUCCUGUACUACCGGUUCCUCCAUCCCAAGUCCACAGAAAUCUCCCAAGGUACAAACCGGCAUCAGAUGGGCAGCACAUGCAUAGAGCAAGGCGAGUCUUCCUUCUCUCUUGGCGACAAAAGUCUGCCGGCAUCUUCUGUCCAGAAUCACGGCAGCUUCUCCCUGUCUGGCGUAGCUGGCUCCCUGCUGGAGCACCCGGGAAACUGUCAAGGCCACUCCAACAGCUCCUGCCCUUGCUUCCACCACCACUGGCUCCUCAUCCGCCUGGCCCUGAAAACCGGCGAUCUCUGUAAAAUCAACAGGGCGUACGGAGCCGGUGGGCCGGCGGCCAUACUGGACAUGGAGGAGUACAACCAGGAGUUCAAGAGCAACGAGGGCAUCACCUUUACGGCUGGCGGCAGCUGUGAAGGGGUGUCCACCUCCGAGUCCCAGGGGAAGGGCCUGGCUCCGCUCUCAGACUGCAAAGACGAGUUCCAGAGCGUAAGCGAGCCCACGUCGACCGAGCGACCCGAGGGAGAGGACGACAGUCUGGAGAUGGAAAGCCCCAUGGAGUCGCCCACGUCGGAUUUCAAACGCAGCUCCCCGGAGGGCAAGUCGGUUUUCGGAGACAGCCCGGAGCCUUAUUACUGCCCUACUGAAUCGAGUUCCACCUUGUACUUCAGUGCUGAUCCCCAGUCCCCCAGCAGCGCCAGCAACCCCCGUUUGGACCGGGACAUCGGGGGUCUGGAACAGGGGGUUCGGCUCAGCUCCAUCCCCAGUGAUCCUGCCCUGCACAGAGACGUGCGUGGACUCAUGAGCCGCGUCGGGCCACGCUGCACCUCCACUCCCAAGCUGGACUGCGGGGUGUCGGAUUCUCCCCCCAGCGUCCCGCAUCUCACUGGUCCAAGGAGGCAGCUCAUACUGUCCCGCAGAGAUGAAGAUAAUACCUUCUAGCUGUCUUGUGGCACAAUCAGGGAACGAGUUAAGAGCAGCAGCAGCUUAUCCAACGUUAACGGAGCAACACCAGCUUUAUAAGAGUCGUAGGGGUUAGAGCACUACAUGCAGUAGGGAACCUAAAAUAAUCCUAAAAUAACAUCUAUUUUUCUCAUAACAUUAACCAUUCUUAAAAAUGCAUUGCUUCUAAAUGUUGGAAACACAGAAACUAUCUAUGUUUGUUUUCUUUUUUUUUUUAAAGGAAAAUCUGACAUUCAAGUGACAGUAAUGGUGUGUGAUCACGCCACCAGCCCCAGUUUCAGUUCAUAUUUAUGCUAUUGUUUGGCAGCUAAACUUUGGAAUUAUACUGUGCAAAAAAAAAAGAAAAAAAAAAAAAAACGAAAAAGAAAAAUUGCUUCCACAUGACUGUGAUUACUUAAUAUGAAAGCACAGUGCUUUUCAAACGUAUGCAUACCCCUUGAAAUUGUUUGCAUUUUGAAAGUUUACAACCACAAACUUCUUUUUGUGGGAUUUUUUAUGCGUGUACAGAUUUGUGAAGUUAUUAUUAAUUUCCUUAUUUCUUUUUUUUUUUACACCUAAAAAUCAGGAACGUGUGAUUUGCUUUUACCCAUUGAUAGUGUCAACAACUCUGACCAGCUUCCCUGUUUUUGCUGAUGACAAACACCCCCACAGUAUGACGCUAGCACUGCCGUGUUUCACAGUGAGGACGAUGUUUUCAGGCUGAAUGCAGUGGUAAUCUGCUGCAGGAUAUAUUCAUUUUGUUGUCAUUUGAAUUUCUUACACAUAUUAAAGGGGUAUGAUUGCAAAUGCACAGCAGACAUUUCUCAUUUUUAUUUGCAAAAAGAAAAAAAAAAGUUGGUCUGUCACAUAAAAUUCCAAUGAACUGCAUUGAAAUUUGUGGUUGCAGGAUGACAUAAUGUGAAAAGAUUCAAGGGGUGUGAGUAUUUAUUCAAAGCACUGUACCCGUUAGUUUGGUUUAAAACAUUUUAUCAUAUGCAGCGACUCGGCUCUGAAACGAGCGAAUUUCAGCAAGUCAUACUGAAACAUUCGUAUCACUGCAGCUAUUUGAUGACAGAGUGCAUAGAUCUAGCAGUGAGUGGAGCAUCUGACCUCUGAACCUAUCACAAUGUAAGCCAUAGCUUCUAUGGCUUCUUAAAAGCACAACUAUUUUCAGUAUCGUCUGUUUCUGCUGCAAUGCUGUUUUUUUCUUUUUCUUUCUUUCUUUAACGUAAAAAAAUAAGACUUCACUACAUACAUGUGAUAUUAAUAAGCUGUGUUUCUCAUGUGGUGUUAAUUGGCAUUGAGCAGAAAACUGUGAUGUUUUUAUCUUUUUUUUUUCUGUUACAUGUUGACCAUGUAAUUGUUAAAUAACUUAUUGAACUAACAUUAUGUUGUAAAACAACAAUAACGUCUCAGGCACAAAUUCAUCUACUGUGAGACAAAAUGAAUCGUGUGCAUAUGAGACAUUUGUGGUGACUUUUUUUUUAUUUAUUUGCUCUUGAUUGCUCUUUUCAGGUGACAAACUUUUAUUCGAAGCACUGUUCUGAGACAGGAAAGCAGUGUAACGAUGCCUGUGUGGCAUUUUAAAAUAUGACGUCUGAGGCCACUGGUGGCUUGAAAUACGCAAUAAACAGCCUACAUGUUUGA